Xyrichtys novacula (pearly razorfish) is the source of this 3946-nucleotide messenger RNA. The record is from the annotation of a GenBank genome assembly. Lineage: Eukaryota; Metazoa; Chordata; Actinopteri; Labriformes; Labridae.
AUGGGGGUCCGGCCAUGCACAGCCCUGCUGGUCCUGAUGCUGUUCCUGCUUGUGUUUGCUGCGCUUGGCUUCGAGACUUACCAACUCAACAGGAUGAAGGAGGAGCUGAAGGAGCUCAGACAGGUGAGGACAUACCUGAGAGUGUGAAUAUUUAUACUUUUAGAUUUUUUGAUUGUUGCAGCUUCUCAAUCAUGCAAAGUAUGUGCAUCUUUGUUGCUGUGGUUUUUGCUCUUUGAAGCUCCUUUAGCUGCGUGUUUGUGUGAAUUGUUCAGUUAAAAUACUUAAGCAGCCUGCAGCAGGGAGUGGAGAGUUUGACACAGCAGUGAGAGGAAAAGUUGUUAGGAGGUUAUAAAUAAUAAUUUGACCUCUUGAUCAGUUCUUAUGGGGGCAAAGCUGCAGAAAAAGGUGUAAGUUUCACUUUGGUGGUGGAGAAGUGUGAGGGUGGGGUGUGAGCAAGUAUCAGCGCACAUCUUGAUGAAGUGUUUAGUCAGAGAUUUCAUCUGCAAAGGUUUUCCAAAAGUGUCACAGAGUACCAGCCAGAGGGGUUUAGAGCUGAAAUUGUAAAUACAACAAUACUCUGUCUUACACACCAUCGACAGAUGCAGAUAAAAGAUGAUUCCACUCAAUUCAGGUGUAUAUCAAGGAAAAGAAACUUGUCUUAUAUUCGGGUUGAUAUGGUCACUAGGGUAAUGACUGAGUUGAAUGACAGGUGGAUGUACUGUCUCGGCUUGCUUGAAGGUUAAAGACCCUCCCUGGCGCCACCUCUUUACCAUUUCCUCUAGCGAUCAAAAACUUGUUCGAUUUUUAAAAAUAUGAUCAUUUCAACAAAUCCAAUCAACACCAAGUUUUCGAGUCUCUUUCAAAUGAGACCUGGCCACCAUAACAUCUUUUCCUCCAGUUUUGGAGCAUGAAGCAGAUGCUGAGAUGCACAAAGCUGCAGUUCCUCAAAUGUCCUGAGUGAGUCAAUCCCCACAAAACCCAAUAUUUAAAUUUCUCUGUGGAGUCACCCACUGACUUCUCAAUAAAGUUUUGAAACAAUGGUGUGGGUGCCUUAUUGGAAAAAAUGACUACAACUAUCUUUUGAUCAACCUGGAAACAGGUGAAGAGGCGGAGUUUAGGCUAGCCUUUUGGAAACCUGGCAAACACCUACAACACACCCACCUAUAUAUCAACUCAGAAUAUACAAAUCAAUGCACAGGGACUGUAAAUUUUUCAUUUCAGCUUUUGAAAAUGAGAAUUUCAAAUGGGAGAUAUUACUUGUUUUUGGAGAUAGCCUUUAGUGGACGCUCAAGGAACUGCAGUUUUAUGCUGCUCAUGUUUCAGUACUGGAGGUUAAAUGUCCAACUCUUCAGCAGAAGUAAACCCACUCUUAGCAGGUAGCUUAUUUCUUUGUUCAUGACAAAUGUAUGGGGAUGAAUCUGCACUUCAAGUAAUUGAUUUUUAUUAUUUGUCAAAGCAAAGAUCCAUGCAUAAAUUUCUGUGAUUAAGGAGAUAACCAAUUUCAUCAGCAAACAAGCAGAUUAUUAUCCUAAUGAGAGUAAGUAUAUUAUCAGAUUUCUGCAGACCAGUACACCUUCACCUACACUUUUAUAUUAUUGUCCAUUCUGUCUCAUUCGCCCCUUCCUUCUCCCCCCUGUAUUUACACGAAACGAUCAUGUCUGACUCUAGAGAGUCUGCUGUGACAUUUAAAAAGCGCAGUGAGGACUGAGCGCGGUCUGGGGUCCAGAGACAGGAUUUCCUCUGUAGGCGUCUGUGUGAGGUUCUGAUCUAAUAUUCUCUGUCUCUGCAGGUUCAACCAGUGGGUGAAACUCUCAGCGCUCAGAAGCAAAUUGGUGAGUUAACACACACACACACACUCAUAUAAACACACACAUAAACACACAUACGAGGAGUAUAAAAUGCUCAGUGUACAGAAGCUGAUGUGGCUGUGAUGUUGUUUCAGGUUUCUCUGAAGCUGCGAGGAGAGCAGACGACAGCAAAGCCGCAGCUCAUGUGACAGGUGACAUCAUGACACACGUGCUCAGUGUGGGAGGAAACAAACUAACAGUUUCUAUAACAGCGACAGAAGUUAAACCAACAACAUACACCCAAUGCAAUAUAGUAAAGAAGUCACUUAUCCCAAAAAGUCACUUAACUAAGCAAAAAUGUGGUACAUUUCUCAAAAAACACAAAAGAUAAAAAUCGUAAUUGUAUAUAUGAGAAUAUGAAAAAGAGGUCAGACACCUGCAGAGUCCAGGUGAAGGUGCUGCUCUGAAACUUUUCCAAAUUCUUAAGUAAAUUCAACAUGGCUGGACCUUCAGCAUGAUUCAAGAAACUUUACUUAACAAGUCUGGAAAUUAUUCAAUUUUUCAUAUACUGCAGGUUUAAACAUGCUGCUGACAAAAGGCCAACAAUUCUGCAUCCAGUCAAACAAUCUCCAUCAGGGGAAUUACAAUGCAUAUGGAGAGAUAAUGCAACAUUUAAAACUCAUGCAUACGUCUGAAACAAAUACAAGAGUGUUAACGGGAAUUCAAUGAAAAACCAUGCUGCAAAACAGAUGAAACAGCUAGAGACACAAGAGCAGAACAAAACUACGAAAGAAAAACGAUAAAAAUCUAGGCUGUGCAACUUAGAGAGUCCAGAUAAGCUGCAAGAGAAAGAGAGAGGGAGAGAGAGAGAGAGAGAGAGAGAGAGAGAGAGAGAGAGAGACCAGGCACUGAAUUGGUGGUUAAAUAUGACAGAAGCAGAGCCUCACAACAGGAAGUACCAUGAUAUUGUGGACAGAUGUGAUUAGAGCAAAUGUAAGUGGGGCAUUUUGGACAAACAACAGUCAAAGAGCUUUCUUUUUAGAUCAGUCACUCCUAUACAGACACUGUUUAAAAGACACUGAUACAACCUGCACUUUCUGUGACAGGCAUCCAGAGACUGUUGUCAUUUAUGUAAGCUCUGUGAACACGCUCAGCGGUGAAGCAUUGGACAGUCCAACCAAUGAUUUGUUCUUUGUCUGAAUGUUUAGUUUAACUUUGGACCUGAAAAUCAGGGAGUGUAAAUUACUCCUCGUCACUGCAGACCUGAGUGAGGUUUUAGAGGGGCAGCUCAGAGUUUCAGUGAACUAAACAAGAGAUUAAAGGUGCCACUGUGCUCCAAAUCAGACCAGGAUGAGUUGUGUUUAUUGUUGUAUUUUGUCAAUGACUUUUGCAUCUGUUUUGAAUUUGCAUUAUUUCUAUAUUCACAGCGUUUUUCUCUUUGAUAGAAGUAAAAGUAAAGGCUGUUGCAGAUUGGUUGCUUCUCUCAGUCUCUGUAUGCUGUGCUCUUAGAGGUUUUUCCUAAACCUGCUUUCAUGACCCUUAUCACGUCAGUUUUUACUUCUAGUGAUAGUUUUAACAUUUUUAAGACUUGUAGUGCAACCCAGAGAGUUGAGAGAGAGAAGUAUCCUCCAGUCUUUCAGUGCUGUCAUCUUUCCCUCAGACUUCAUUAUCUCACUGCACUUCAUGCUGCAGAUGCUCAAUGAUGCUCUAACUCCGCCUCUCUCUUCCUCUCUCCUCCUGCAGGUCGGAUGGGAGAGGAUUCUAAUCACACUCUGCGCUGGGCCCCGCACAAUGGGCGAGGCUUUGUGUCAGGGGGCAUAGUCUACAGGUAUGAAGAUGGAGCACUGCAGGUGAACAAGACAGGAGUAUACUAUGUCUACUCCCGUGUGGAGUUGACCUUUAAGGAAUGCUCAGCUGAGACCUCCUUCGAGCACAAAGUGUUUGUGCGUCGAGCGAGCCGCCCCACCCCUCUGCGACUGAUGGAGGCACACAGAGCCGGGUUCUGCACCCAUCGAAUCAGACUUCCCUGGACCACAGAGAGCUACCUGGGCUCAGUGCUUCAGCUACAGGAACAUGACAGAGUCUAUGUGAAUAUUUCCCAGCCCACUUUCCUGAGACGUGUUCCUUACGCCAACUUCUUUGGCCUCUAUGAGAUCUGA